Molecule: messenger RNA, 3420 nt
Organism: Peronospora belbahrii
Lineage: Eukaryota; Oomycota; Peronosporomycetes; Peronosporales; Peronosporaceae
Source: the annotation of a GenBank genome assembly
AUGAGCUCUGACGCUGUCAUCGCCCACGUCGAAGCGGCGCUAGGUCGUCUUUUGGACCCAUCUACACCGUCUAGUGACAAAUUGCACUUGGAACAGCAACUAACACAAUUUAAAGAAACAUCGGACGCUUGCUUACCUGUACUCUUUACGCUCUUACGGACCUCUCAGAAUGAAUACUCCCUUUGGUUUGCUGCCACAACAUUGGAAGAAUAUGUGACUAAAAAAUGGGCACAAUUUCCCAUUUCCGAGCAACUUCAGAUUCGACAAUUUGUGUGGGAUUUCCUCCAAUCAGCAUCGUUAACUCCAUCUCAAGUCACUUUUGUUCAUCGUAAAUUACGUAAAGUCAUUGCCGAGAUUGCAAUACUACAAUGGCAAGACACGACAAAUCUAUGGCCCGAGUUUUAUACCCAAUUAGAAACGCUUGUGCUUACUGAACAAUCUCGUCAAUCGGGUCUCGAGCUCUUAUGUGUGAUUAUCGAUGAAUUUGGACGAGAUGGUGCGACUGUACUUGCUACAGUUAAACGUCAAGCAAAAAUCAAGUUAUUAAGUCAUUUACCAAAUAUUUUGACGUUAUUAGCUACGAUAUUACAAAAAUGUAGCCAUGAUGUACAAACAACAAGUGAUAGACAUUUAAGAGCGAGUCAAGAUGCUGUGGCAAAUGUAGCAUUGAGUACGUUAUACAAUCUCAUGACAUGGGCACCAACAAUAGCAGAUCAGAUGACAGAAACGUGGGUGUCACUACUAUUUACAUUGGCAAGGAAUUGGGAACAUGGCUAUACUUUAAAUUACGUGUGUGUGUCCAGUGCAAUGGCAUUGCAAUGCCUUACGGAGUUAAUGAGUAAACGGUUUGAUCCAUCAAGAGUGGAUGGAAUGGUUGCACACGUGAUGCUUUUAUUGUAUCCAUUGCUGCAAAAAACAGUUGAGGAUCAAGUGAUUGGCAAAGCAACGGAGCAGUUCUUGGACAAGUUGAACGAGUUUGUUGAAGUCUUUUUAACUCAUCAUUUGAAGAGACUUGAGAACCCAAAGUAUCGAGACAUUUUGCCCACGUUUUUAGAGCUGGUCUAUGCUUUUACAACAAAACAGCCACAUGUUGAAGGAUUUAUAAACUGCCUUAGUGUCUGGGAGGUGUUUGUGUCGUAUAUUGAAGAGCUCGAACAAAAUGAAGGUACGUUGGAUGAACAUAUUGGACCAGUACUGGCAGUUUAUGAAAAAGGGCUUGUUGCUGUAAUGCUCUAUCUUGUUGAGCGUGUCGGGUAUGAGUCGAAUCGGAAUCAGUUGGAUGAGUUAGAUGACGGAGACGAUGCAGGGACGCAUGGCGACGACGAAGAUGUAGACAACAGCGCAGUUUUUGACCUUGAAUAUACAAGCGAGUCGUAUGGUACAGGGUCUUUGCAGGACCUGGCACAAAUUAAAACGGAUGUUGCAAGUGGAAAUGUUUCUGGAGGGGCAGCAACGAUGGUAGAGUUGUCUGAAAGGAAGCAAUUUGUUGUGGAUUGCAUUGCGCUUAUUCGACGAAUUGCGGCGCUAGCUUCUUGUGCACCUCCACUACUGGAGCUCAUGCUGCCUCGUGUUCAACAUGCUGUUCAAGAUGUGCUGUUCCAUAUUCAUGAGACGAGUGUGCUCACUCAGCAAUCUAGCCUGUGGCAACAGCAGCGAUGCGUCAUUCGCGACCUUACGGUUAGCUGUGCAAUUCUCUCGAGUGUUUGUGCUUACUAUUAUAGCGUUAGUGAUGACAUGAAUCAACAAAUGGCAGGGUGGCAGAUUUUGCACAUGUUUAUCCAAAUGUCUGAAUACAUAGUGCAGCACCGAUUGCACACUCGGGGUGAUGCUUUUGCCGAGUUGCAGUGUGAAGCACUCACGAGCAUUAGAUCUUGCUUGAGCUGCAUCCCAUUCGUGGUCAAAAGUGGUGCUAGACAGGACGUGCUUAAUGCUUCGGAGAGUGUGCUUCGAUUAAUUCUUCAGACACUUGAUACGAGCAUUGUGCCGUCUCCUUUACCUGUGAUGCAGAACUCGAUGCAGCUUCUUGCAAACCUCGGAUUCGUACUAUCUUAUGACGAUAUGCUCGAGAUCCCCUCCAUGGCCCAACUUGAGGCCCAUAUUCACCAGUUCAGCUUGCAUUUACCUCUGGCGAUUCAAGGUAGCCUUUACACAUCAAUGUCAAACUCCAUUCUAGAUUCCGCGAUUUCACUACGAGGCAACGGUGGUGGAUCAAAACAGUGGGGAAAUGGUUAUGCGUCUUUAUUGGUUCCAAUUUGUGAGUCGAUCAACCAGUCCGCUGUGGCAUUGCAUCAGAAUGAACAGCGAGUCCUCGAGCAUGUUAUGGUUGCUCAGCUGAGGCGUGAUUGCUACUUAGUGCGCUGCCUUGCACGCUCGGUUGAAACAAAGCCGAAAGUGGCAAAGGACGCAUUCUUUUCUGGAUUUCAGCCAACAUUACCAUCGUUAAUGGCGUUACUGACGACUUACUUCACGACCACUCGCAAAAUGGCGGCUUCUAGUACGCCUCCGUCGAAUACUCAGGUCAAGAGUGCACUAAAAGUGGUGAACGAAAUAGUGCGUCUUUACGCUCAGCUACUCAAGUCUGUUCGUAAGGAGAUGCAAAAGGAGAAUGUGUCAGCGAUCAUGCAGACUUUUGUGGAAAUCUUCAAUAACUCAGAGCUUUCAGGAAUACUUUAUCGCCAAGGAAAUGCCGGAUUGAUGGUUCUCUGCGGCUUUUUGCAGCUGCUGAAGAUUGUCGUUGAGGAACCGACUUCUGUUUUUUCCUCCUUCUUGCCCAACAUUCUUGAUCUGUGUUUUGGGCCGCUUAAAGAGCCAAUCUUUUCCCAUCCGGAGAGCGAUUCUAUCAUCUUAAGCUACUUUGUGGCUUUAGUUGAGCAAUUGCUGGAGAAGCAUUACCGCUCCUUUAUUGUGUACUCCGGUCAAUUUACUCCCGAUGGCGCCCGUGAACGCGGUUACGUGUCAGACCAAGCGCACACGUACUUCCUUUCGAUUUUCCAAAGUCUAGCAAGUGUGCUAAGCCGCGAUAGCUCCAAUUUAGCUCCGCGAAUAUGUAAGCAGGUGCUUGGACUGCUGGAUCGGGUAGACAAGGCACAAGGGUUGUUUGCUUUUACAGGAUUCCAAAAUGAGCUGCGCAUGGGAUUUCUUUCAACACUCAUGAAUCUCCUGACCCGCGGUGAAAUGAAUCUCCUUCAAGACGAAGUUAUCCAGCUGCUGCACCGUGUUGCAGCCGUAGACUUUACGUCUUUUUACCAGAUUUUCCUGCAUAGCUAUAUCAAGGAGAUCCUUACACCACCGCAGCUUGAAGCAGCGUCCAAGAUGGAAGGUGAGUGCUUCCAGUGGAGCGGCCAGGUAGAUUUUCCCACGUUCUCGCAGGAGGUGGUAGCCUUUUUGAACGAUCUGAAGGUGAUUAAGGCACAAUACUAG